GUGCAGAUUGCAGGCACCAUGUCUGACUCGGUGAUUCUUCGCAGUGUGAAGAAAUUUGGAGAGGAGAAUCAUGCCUUUGAAUCAGAUGGAUCAUAUAACAAUGAUAAGAAAUCAAGCACUCAAGUUUGAGUUUCCAUGUAAGGAAGUGUUGAUGCAGGAUUAAAUGGGGGCUGCAAUAGAACACAGACAUCGUCAAUUCUGGCCUAGACGAUGGAUGGUGGAAGACUGAUUUAAGAAGUUUGAAGUAUUUCAUGACAGAAGGCUGCAGUAGUACCGGUUACAAGAUAAGAAGAAAGGGAAAAACAAUCGAGUUGGCUUCUUUGAACUGUUUCGAUUUUCUUCAUCAAAAGACAUCUGGCUGAUGUUUCUGGGAAGUGUAUGCGCAUUGCUCCAUGGAAUGGCCCAGCCAGGCAUUCUUAUUGUUUUUGGUGUGAUAACAGAUAUUUUUGUUGAAUAUGACAUUGAAAGACAAGAACUCAGUACUCCAGGAAAAGUAUGUGUGAAUAACACCAUUGUAUGGAUCAACAGCUCCGUCAACCAGAACAUGACAAAUGGAACGCGCUGUGGGUUGGUGGACAUUGAAAGCGAAAUCAUCAAAUUCUCUGCCGUCUACGCAGGAGUCGGCGUGGCUGUACUUAUCCUAGGAUACUUUCAAAUAAGGUUGUGGGUAAUCACUGGGGCUCGUCAGAUAAGGCAAAUGAGAAAAAUUUUCUUUCGGAGAAUAAUGAGAAUGGAAAUCGGAUGGUUUGACUGCACUUCCGUGGGGGAGCUGAAUUCAAGAUUCUCUGAUGAUAUUAAUAAAAUCAAUGACGUCAUUGCUGACCAGUUGGCCCUCUUUCUCCAGCGCCUGUCGACGGCUGUGUCUGGGUUACUUUUAGGCUUCUAUAGGGGUUGGAAACUAACCUUGGUGAUCCUCGCUGUCAGCCCUCUCAUAGGGAUUGGGGCAGCCAUCAUAGGUCUGAGUGUGGCCAGGUUCACGGAGUUUGAGUUGAAAGCGUAUGCCAAGGCGGGGUCUAUUGCUGAUGAAGUCCUUUCAUCUAUUCGAACAGUGGCUGCCUUUGGUGGUGAGAAUAAAGAGGUUGAAAGGUAUGAGAAAAAUCUUGUGUUUGCCCAGCGCUGGGGAAUUUGGAAAGGAAUGGUGAUGGGCUUCUUCACUGGGUACAUGUGGUGUCUCAUUUUCUUCUGUUAUGCACUGGCCUUCUGGUAUGGCUCCACACUUGUCCUGGAUGAGGAAGAGUAUACACCAGGGACUCUGGUCCAGAUUUUCCUCUGUGUUAUAGUAGCAGCUAUGAAUAUUGGCCAUGCAUCUUCUUGCUUGGAAAUCUUCUCCACUGGGUGUUCAGCAGCUACCAGUAUUUUUCAAACAAUAGACAGGCAACCUGUCAUCGACUGCAUGUCAGGAGAUGGUUACAAGCUAGACCGAGUCAAGGGUGAAAUCGAAUUCCACAAUGUGACCUUCCACUAUCCUUCUCGACCAGAUGUGACGAUUUUAAAUAACCUCAGCAUGGUCAUUAAGCCAGGGGAAACUACAGCUCUUGUGGGAUCUAGCGGGGCUGGGAAGAGUACAGCACUACAGCUCAUUCAGAGAUUCUAUGACCCCUGUGAAGGCAUGGUGACUCUGGAUGGCCAUGACAUUCGCUCUCUUAACAUCCGGUGGCUGAGAGAUCAAAUUGGGGUCGUGGAACAGGAGCCAGUUCUGUUCUCCACCACUAUUGCAGAAAACAUCCGUUUCGGCAGAGAAGAUGCAACAAUGGAAGACAUAGUCCAAGCCGCCAAAGAUGCUAAUGCGUACAACUUCAUUAUGGCCCUGCCACAGAAAUUUGACACCCUUGUUGGAGAAGGAGGAGGCCAGAUGAGUGGUGGACAGAAGCAAAGGAUAGCCAUCGCUCGAGCCCUUAUACGGAAUCCCAAGGUCCUGCUUCUGGACAUGGCUACUUCGGCACUGGACAAUGAGAGUGAAGCCAGAGUACAGAGAGCACUGAAUAAGAUCCAACAUGGGCACACAAUCAUCUCAGUUGCCCAUCGCCUAUCAACAGUCAGAGUUGCAGAUGUGAUCAUUGGUUUUGAGCAUGGAGCAGCUGUGGAAAGAGGAACCCAUGAAGAGCUGUUAGAAAGAAAAGGUGUCUACUUCAUGCUUGUGACCCUGCAAAGCCAAGGAGAUAAUGCUCACAAAGAAACAGGCGAAAAGGGAAAAGAUGCAACUGAAGGUGGUACACUUGAGAGGAACUUUUCCAGAGGCAGCUAUCGGGAUAGUUUAAGAGCUUCCAUCCGCCAACGCUCCAAAUCUCAGCUGUCUCAUCUGCCACAUGAACCUCCACUGGCUACAGCUGAUCACAAAUCCUCCUAUGAAGACAGCAAGGACAAUGACGAGCUUGUGGAAGAAGUUGAACCCGCUCCAGUUAGGAGGAUUCUAAAAUUCAACAUUCCAGAAUGGCACUACAUGCUGGUUGGAGCUUUGUGUGCAGCCGUUAAUGGGGCAGUCACACCCAUCUACUGCCUUUUAUUCAGCCAGAUCCUUGGGAUGUUUUCAGUCAUCGAUAAAGAAAAACAAAGGUCAGAGAUUUACAACAUGUGCUUAUUCUUUGUCAUCCUGGGCUGUGUAUCCAUUUUCACACAAUUUCUGCAGGGUUACACUUUUGCCAAAUCUGGAGAGCUCCUCACAAAGAGGCUGCGCAAAUUUGGUUUCAAGGCAAUGUUAGGACAAGAGAUCGGCUGGUUCGAUGACCUCAAAAAUAAUCCUGGAGUACUGACAACUAGGCUUGCUACAGAUGCUUCCCAAGUUCAAGGGGCUACUGGCUCUCAAAUUGGGAUGAUGGUCAAUUCCUUCUCUAACAUCGCUGUGGCCUUGCUCAUUGCCUUCCUCUUUAGCUGGAAGCUCAGCCUGGUUAUAACACUCUUCUUCCCCUUUUUGGCUUUAUCGGGAGCCGUACAGACAAAAAUGCUAACGGGAUUUGCUUCUCAAGACAAGCAAGCUCUGGAGAAGGCUGGCCAGAUCACCAGCGAAGCCCUUGGCAAUAUCCGCACAGUUGCUGGAAUUGGAGUGGAGGGAAGAUUUAUUAAAGCAUUUGAGGCUGAACUGGAAACGUCCUACAAGACUGCUACUAGAAAGGCAAACAUCUAUGGCCUCUGCUAUGCCUUUUCCCAGGGGAUAUCAUUUCUUGCAAAUUCUGCUGCCUAUAGAUAUGGAGGUUAUUUAAUAGCCCACGAAGGUCUGAGCUUCAGCUUUGUUUUCAGGGUGACCUCUUCAGUUGCAAUGAGUGCAACGGCUGUUGGAAGAACAUUCUCUUACACCCCAAGCUAUGCCAAAGCUAAAAUAUCAGCUGCACGCUUUUUUCAACUGCUAGACAGAAAACCUCCAAUUAAUGUGUACAGUGGAGCAGGUGAAAAAUGGGACAACUUCCAAGGGAAGAUUGAUUUUAUUGACUGCAAGUUUACAUAUCCUUCUCGACCUGAUACCCAAGUUCUGAAUGGUCUCUCAGUAUCUGUUGAUCCUGGGCAGACACUGGCAUUUGUUGGGAGCAGUGGGUGUGGCAAAAGCACCAGCAUUCAGCUGUUGGAACGGUUCUAUGAUCCUGAUCAGGGAACAGUGAUGAUAGAUGGUCAUGACAGCAAAAAAGUCAAUGUUCAGUUCCUCCGUUCAAACAUCGGGGUUGUCUCCCAGGAGCCCGUGUUGUUUGACUGUAGCAUAAUGGACAACAUCAAGUAUGGGGACAACACCAAAGAGAUCUCCGUGGAAAGAGCCAUAGCUGCCGCAAAGCAGGCUCAGCUGCAUGAUUUCGUCAUGUCACUCCCAGAGAAAUAUGAAACCAAUGUUGGGGUCCAGGGCUCUCAACUCUCUCGUGGGGAGAAACAACGCAUUGCUAUCGCUCGGGCCAUUGUACGAGAUCCUAAAAUCUUGCUACUCGAUGAAGCUACAUCUGCCCUAGAUACAGAAAGUGAAAAGACAGUACAGAUUGCUCUGGACAAAGCCAGAGAGGGUCGGACCUGUAUUGUCAUUGCUCAUCGAUUGUCUACCAUCCAGAACUCAGAUAUCAUUGCUGUCAUGUCACAAGGAGUGGUAGUAGAAAAAGGGACACAUGAGAAACUGAUGGCCCAGAAGGGAGCCUACUACAAGCUGGUCAUCACUGGAGCCCCCAUCAGUUGACGUGACUGGAGACCUUCACACACACAGAUAAUGAUGUGCCAAGAACAGGAGGGUUGUGGAUUGUUAUAACUAAACCAAGAAUUAUUAAUGCUUUACAGACAGAGGUAUCCACAGGGAUCCAAACUAAUUUUGAGUGGCUUCUCAGUAAUAAUUUCAGUUUGAAAUGUCUGUGUAGAAAGGCGAGAACCCAGAGUCAGUAUGAGUCAAAGUCCAAAGUCAAGCAGCUGCGUAUCUACCACCUAGUGCUGUUCUGAGUGGGAGCUGUUCACUGUCUUUAUCAAGGGCUUGAUGAGAGAGCAUGGAGUCCUCCUUAGGACAGAGAGCUGUUUGUCUUCUGCAUUUGGGAAAGCUCCUUGUACACUCAGCCUGCUCUGUAAUCUGCACUCAACUGUUUGAGCCAGAUCCAGGUCAAGAGCUAAGGACCUAGGGCUACUGGUAGUUCUUAAUUAAGUUUUGUUUGUUUUCUAUAGGGAAGCAAAUUUAUUUACUCCUAACACCUGUGAAUAGUGUGAAGAGGCGCACUUUCCCAUUCUGGAAUCUCCCAGGCUCAGGGAGGCCAGAGGUGAGAGAGAAGGAUUAGUAGAGGUUGCCAGUCAGAGGCAUUGAUUUAGACAGAAGACUCAAGUGCUGGUGUCACAAUACACUACAGUGGGAUCUGCCAGUGUGGAGCAGGGACUCUCUACUGGGACUUCUACUUUUCAUUCCCUGCCCCCGUGUUGCCUGAUAUCCCUUACUCCUAGGAAAUCCUAUGCACCGAAUGGAAAUGCAUCUGCUUCUUGAGUUGUUACAUAAAAAUCCAGUACAACAUAGAAGAACAUUUAUGUUCAUCAUUUUCUUCAGAAUAUCACUAAGUACAGAAGGCUCAGGGUCUUGGUGUCACAAUACACUACAAAAUACAGCAGUAUAAAAUGAGAGAUGGUCUGAUGCUUAGGAGACAGCAAGAAAAAUGUCCCAGUCACACACAGGCUGUACUCUCAUCUCAACAUCUCCCCUUCUUCCAUCUUCCCGCCACAUUCAUCCUGUUUGUAACUUCAUCUUCCCAUGCUCAACAAAUGAAUAUCUGCCUACAGAGGAAGACCAAGCUGAGAUGGUUGUUGUUAUUUGUCACUCAGGGUUUCCUGGUAAAUAACUGCAGACAACAGGACAUUUGGGACAUGUGUUAGCAGGACAACCUGCAAGGUCCAGAAUUGCUGAAGGCUGCCAUACUGGGGAAGUCUGCGGAGGGUGGAGGGAUGCCUCUAGUUAUGGGAAAGAACAGGGACAAAGAAGUUCCAGAAUGAAUGACUGCUGCGGGCUGUGGUAAACACAUGCUCACCCUCAACUCUUGAAUCAGGAAGGAUGCAACUCACCUGCUUAGGCUUAAGGAAAAGCUUAGGAAAAGCUGUUUGCUGGGAGGUCGCCUGUUUCCUAGAAAGACAUUUGUAGAGCAUUCAAGAGCAGUGGAUCAAGGCUGUCUUUUUAAAUAAAGUAAUUCUGAGUAAUCGAUAAGAGGGAAAGGACGGACUGAAUGAGUUGCUUCUGGUUGCGGUGUUUAUUGCAGCAGUAGAAGAAACCGAAUGAUACUACAAUUGGCCUCCAAAUUCUUUUGUCCAAAAGUUCUUUUGACUCUAAUUGCUCUGUCUCUGCUCUGCAUGUGCAUGGAAGAAAGCAUCCCAGUCACAGAACACCUGGAAUUUAGAGCUACCCACAAACAUGCCACUUUCAGCAAUGGGGCAUCCAUUUAGAAAUGGGGAACCUGAGGUAUUUGGUAUUGUGUCCUAGUAGAGGAAAAUAUAUGGGAUCUCAAUCAAGAAUUGUUUGUCAUUUAUUACUCAAGAGUUAAAUUUGAGUUUUCUAUCUUAAGAAGUACCAGUGAAUCUGUGAGAUGGCUCAGGGGGUGCAGCCACUUGCUGCCAAGCUGACAACAUGAAUUCAAUCUUCAGGUCCCAUACAGUGGAAGAAGAGGCCCAUAAUAGACUCCCACAAGUUGUUCUCUGACCUCCAUACACAUGCCAUGGUGCAUGCAUGUGUGCACAAAGGCAAUCAUGUGUAUGCAUGCACAUAUAUGCACACACGGAUGUAUAAACACACUAAAUAAAUACAUAUAAUUUUUUUAACAAAACCUACCUUUUUUAAAAAGAAAAAAUAACCAGAACAUUCUCACAGGGUUGGCUUUGAAUCUAAUCUCAUACAUUUAUUUACCUAAGGGUUUGGUUGAUUAUAUAUGCACAUAUUGCAUUCUUAUGCAUGCAAAUCUCUCAGUAAUCAGGCCACAGGAAGAUGUCAGCAAAGAUUUGAAAAAGAACUGUGAAUCUCAUUGCUGUUUCCAAGCACACUUUGAGAUCAAUUUGCAUAGACACAGGCACCACUGUAAAAUAGGCAUUAUAUUUAUUUCUAUUUUUUUUUUCUGAAUUUUGAGAGCAAGUGAAUAAUCUCACCUGCAUGAGAUGACAAGUGAAAGGAACUUCAAUAAACAACUAAACCCAA
Messenger RNA from Grammomys surdaster, 6610 nucleotides. RefSeq names its product ATP binding cassette subfamily B member 11 (gene Abcb11). Lineage: Eukaryota; Metazoa; Chordata; Mammalia; Rodentia; Muridae. Gene Ontology annotation, cellular component: membrane. The record is from RefSeq and is a predicted model, not a curated record. Gene Ontology annotation, molecular function: ATP binding; ATP hydrolysis activity; ABC-type transporter activity. Gene Ontology annotation, biological process: transmembrane transport. The transcript is spliced from 28 exons. Bases 362 to 4144 code for a protein of 1260 amino acids.